Molecule: messenger RNA, 3520 nt
Organism: Leptidea sinapis
Lineage: Eukaryota; Metazoa; Arthropoda; Insecta; Lepidoptera; Pieridae
Product: venom dipeptidyl peptidase 4-like
Exons: 17
Coding region: 213-2591 (792 amino acids)
Biological process (GO): proteolysis
Molecular function (GO): serine-type peptidase activity; dipeptidyl-peptidase activity
Source: RefSeq, a predicted model, not a curated record
AGACUGAAUGAUUUAUUUAGAGUUUGAUAAGCUGUCAAACGGAAUUUAGUGGUGAUAAACCAAGAGAUAUCUCAAAUGACGUGAGUUUCAAUACCGGGAGUGACGGUGAAUAAUAUUGUAGUAUAUACGAAAAUAUGUGGUUGUUUUAACAGGUCCUGGUUGUGGACGUAAGGAAGUCAAAGAAAACCAUCUACAUAGUGGGAUUUAUCGCAAUGGUGGCAGCUAUUGUGACAGUUGUGACCCUUGUGGUCGUUUUAUCUGGUAACGAAGGUGGCGCUGUUGAUCCAGACACAACAACACUAGCUCCGACAACAGUAACAACAACAACAACUACGACAACCACAACAACAACAACGACGACAACUACUGAAGCACCACCGAUAGAAACGACAGAGGUACCGCCUGAAACACCACUGAAUGAAAUAGAUUUGGCUGAUAUAUUAGAUGGCAAAUUGACAGCGAAUUCUCCUAAUGGAACCUGGGCUUCUGGGAAUGACAUUCUAUUCCUGAAUGCUUAUGGCGAUCUGAUUCUAUACGAUGUUGAGGAAAGCAGUCCUACGAUUCUGGUUUCAAAUACGUCACAGAUUUUGCAACAAUCCUACCAGUUCAAACAGCUGUCUUCUGAUGGCGUAUACGUGGCUUUGUCCUAUCUUGAGACUAUGAUUUAUAGAUACAGUUUUGAAGCCCGCUACUCCGCCAUUGACACUCGGACAGGAGCGGUGACGAACAUUGCGCCACCAGGGAUCGAGGCCAAUGAUGCCUAUCUACAAAACUUUGUAUGGUCCCCCAUUGGUACCGCAUGUGCGUUUGUCUACGCCAACGAUAUAUACUACCAAGCAAGUAUAGACAGCGCGGCAGAGCGAGUUACCUCCACUGGAUUGAGAAAUGUUAUCUAUAAUGGAAUACCUGAUUGGGUAUACGAAGAGGAAGUAUUCGCGUCGAACAAUGCUUUGUGGUUCUCCAGUGACGGUAGUAAGAUGUCAUAUGUGACGUUUGAUGACACCAACGUUAGAAUCAUGAACAUACCGACGUUUGGAGAACCUGGCUCCGUUGAAGACCAGUACACAUCACAUCGUGCUAUAAGAUAUCCAAAGUCGGGAACGAUCAAUCCCACAGUGACAGUUGUACUGCGUGAUAUUGCGACAGGAGGUCAGAAUACUUACGCCGCACCUGUGGACCUUACAGAGGCUAUUAUAAAGAGGGUUGUCUUCGUGGACAAUACCAGAGUAGCUGUGGUGUGGACGAACCGAGUACAGACCUCUCUUGUUGUGGAGAUGUGUACGUUUGGUACUGCUAUCUGUACACGGAUAUUCUCAUAUACGGAGAAUGGUGGUUGGAUUGACAAUGAACCUUUCAUAUUCAACCCUCAAGGCAACGCAUUUAUCACUAUUCUGCCAUUUGCAGUUAACAACGUCCGGUACAAGCAAGUGGUCCAGGUGUCAGCAGGAGCGACCGCCGCUGCUCUGUGGUCUGUCGCUGGCAGAACAAACACUGCACACACAGUCACUGACAUCCACACUUGGACUGCUGAUAAUGUGAUCUGGUACACAGCCACACACGUGAACGACAGCACCGAGCAGCAUCUGUAUACCCUAAACCCUGACAACGUUGUGACCUGCUUCACAUGCGACAUAGUGCGACCGGACGGCGCCCGCUGUCUCUACAAUACCGCCUUCCUCAAUGCCAAUGCAACUCAUGUCCAAGUGGACUGUGCCGGGCCCAACGUACCACAAGUCCUCAUUUAUAAUGCUAAUGGCACCUUGGUAUCAGAAUGGGAUAGCAACGUGGAAGUGUCUGAGUUUGCGGACACGGUUGAUAUCCCAGUGACACUACGAGUGACUGUUCCUUUAGGAGAUGGAAUACCAAAUGCUGAGGCGUUGAUACAGGCGCCUCGUGAUUAUAUGUCUAGGAGCAAUGUUCCGUUACUUGUAUAUGUUUACGGCGGUCCAGACUCAGCACAAGUGAAGAAGCAAUGGACAAUGGACUGGGGCUCAUCCCUAGUGAGUCGUUGGGGCAUUGCGGUGGCUCGUAUCGAUGGUAGGGGUUCUGGUCUCCGCGGUAUCGAUAAUAUGUUCGCAAUCAACAGACAACUUGGUACUUAUGAAAUUGAUGAUCAAAUUAAUGCUACCAGAUACCUGCAGCAAGAGUUACCGUGGUUGGACAGCAAUCGUACCUGUAUAUGGGGCUGGUCGUACGGCGGGUAUGCGGCUUCGCUUGCCCUCGCUCGCGGCGGCGACGUGUACCGAUGUGGAAUUGCCGUAGCGCCUGUUGUGGACUGGCGAUUCUACGACACCAUCUACACAGAGAGAUACAUGGACACACCGCAAAACAACCCACAGGCCUAUCUUCAGUCCUCGCUGCUUACGGAUCCAGUUGUGGAGUCGUAUCGCAACAAGAGUUAUUACCUCGUGCACGGAACUGAAGAUGACAAUGUUCAUUAUCAGCAUGCCAUGUUGUUCUCUCGGCUGCUACAAACCAAUGACGUCUACUUCAAUCAAAUGAGUUACACAGACGAGGACCAUUCAUUGGGUAAUGUUCAACUUCAUCUGUACCACAGCCUCGAGAAGUUCCUACGAGAAUAUAUGUUGUAAUUAGACAUAUAUUUAUUAUUCAUGCGCAGAGCAUUCACCGCUCUAUUUAUUCUGGUUAACGCAUUAAUGCUCUAGCAAUUUUUCCUAACAAAUAAUGAGUAAAAAUAAAAUAUAAAAUUUGUUAUUAAUUGAAUUCCACUUACAGUGUCUCUGCACUUGUAAAUAAUAUCUUGACAAUAUAAUGUCGUUAAAAGAAGCUAAAAGUAGUUCAAUUAACUAGAUAUCCUAUAAAAUUAUGCUCAAUCAUUAUUGUAUAAGUUUUACUUAAAAAUAUUUAUUUUUAUGUAUUUAUUUGUAAAUUAGCUGGUAUACAGCGUGACAUUAAAUGAAUACACGGGUAAAGCUAUUUAACCUUAAUCAUAAAAAAAAUAUAUAAUAUAAUACAUAAUUCACGUAAAUUAACCAUUCUAUAACAUUAUUUUGGAACAUCCUGUAAGUAAUCUCGUAGCCGCGAUCUAGCGUAGGCAACUGACACCUUUUUCUUCUACGCUGCGCCGUAGGCGUCUGGUAAAUAGCGUCCACGUAAAGGUAAUAAAAAUUUUGUUUUCUAAAUGUGUAAUUACUUAGAAAAUUUUAAUAUACUACCCGUGUGUUAAUUUAAUAUCGCCACCUUGUUUACAAAUAUACGGAUUUCAGCGUAUUUUGAUAAAUUUCACAAUUUUUGUGCCAAUUUUAAUAAUAACUCUUAAAAUUUCAAUUCUUUUUUGAAUUUGCCAUAACAUUCAUAAUACAAUCUAAUACAUGUUGAUUGUCGAAGUAAUAAAUAGGUAUUAAUAACUUAUCAGUUCAUAUUACCAAUAAUAUUUGUUAUUUAUUUAAGAGUAGCGUUUCUACGUCUCUCCCACCAUUAUAUCGUAUAUGAUUUGUAAAUAAAUGAACCUAAUUAUUAAAGGUGAAAUAUGUUCAAUAAAACUGUUUUCAUUAUACAA